UCGAUAUUUUGAUAUAUGUUCAACAGCCCUAGUUAAUUCUUGAGUUCUCACAUUAAACAUAAUUUCAAAGUUAAAUUACCAAAGUAGUGAAUAGAAAAGCCUCAAACUGGCGGAAAAGAAGGUUCAAAUGGCGCUAUGCCAGACAUCGGUGCUAAAGGUGUAUCAUGCCGUGAUCGAGGAUGUUAUCACAAACGUGCGCGACGCCUUCCUGGACGAGGGCGUGGACGAGCAGGUACUGCAGGAGAUGAAGCAAAUUUGGCGCAACAAGCUGCUGGCCAGUAAGGCUGUCGAGCUGACCCCAGAACCCGGCGAGGGCUCCCAUCCACCGCCCAUCGUGGCCAACAAUCCAAAGAACACUAAGUAUUCAAAUUUGCAGGCAGCUAAUGCCAAGGCCAAGAAGGCCGCCGCCUCUGCGGCCACAUCACAGCCACAUAUCGGCGGCAGCAGCUCCGGAUCGUCGCUCUCAAUAAAGUCGGUCACCGGUGCAGCAGGAAGUGGCAUCAAAAACGGACUAGUGCCCAUCAAGCAGGAAGUCAACUCACAGAAUCCGCCGCCUUUGCAUCCCACCUCAGGUGCUGGUAUGCUGCAGAAACAACAGUCGGCUGGCGGCGGUGGACAGGCAUCCAUUCCAAUAGUGGCUUCUUUGGAUCCCAACCGCAUAAUGCCCGUAAAUAUCACACUGCCAUCGCCAGUCGGCUCGGCAACUUCGGAAUCUCGCGUACUCACCAUUCAAGUGCCUGCCUCGGCGCUCCAGGAGAAUCAGCUAACACAAAUUCUGACAGCCCAUCUGAUUUCCUCCAUCAUGACCUUGCCAACCACUUUGGCCUCGUCUGUGCUGCAGCAGCACGUUAACGCUGCCCUCAGCAGUGCUAACCAUCAGAAAAGUCUGGCUGCAGCCAAACAAUUGGACGGUGCCUUGGAUUCGUCCGAUGAAGACGAAAGCGAAGAGAGUGACGACAACAUUGACAACGACGACGAUGAUGACGUAGACAAGGAUGACGAUGAAGACGUUGAGCACGAAGAUGCCGCCGAAGAGGAGCCUCUCAACAGUGAGGACGAUGUCACUGACGAAGACUCUGCCGAAAUGUUUGACACUGACAACGUGAUCGUCUGCCAGUAUGAUAAAAUCACCCGUUCGCGCAAUAAGUGGAAGUUCUAUCUCAAAGAUGGAAUUAUGAACAUGCGUGGCAAGGACUAUGUAUUCCAAAAAUCAAAUGGAGACGCCGAGUGGUAAGCAGAGACCGCAGUGUGAAUAUAUAUAUAUAAAAAAGACAUCAAAACAAAGAGCCUCAUCGAAUGCGCCUUCGGCCUUGAAUCCCUCUUGAACAUACGACCAAGCGAGAGCCAGUAUAGUAUCUUAUUUUAGUUCCAUCUGUUUUUGUAUAAGGAUCCGCGAGCUGUGUUGCGAUUAAUCAACUCAAUUAAAAUGUAUUUAACAAAAGCCGCAUAUCUAUUGUGUCAAUAAACGGAAACACUUGUGAA
This is a messenger RNA of Drosophila serrata, 1482 nucleotides long. It is a transcript of the gene TfIIA-L, whose product is annotated as transcription factor IIA L. Gene Ontology annotation, biological process: transcription by RNA polymerase II; transcription initiation at RNA polymerase II promoter. NCBI's taxonomy places the organism in Eukaryota, Metazoa, Arthropoda, Insecta, Diptera, Drosophilidae. The record is from RefSeq and is a predicted model, not a curated record. Gene Ontology annotation, cellular component: transcription factor TFIIA complex.